This is a messenger RNA of Metarhizium brunneum ARSEF 3297, 2271 nucleotides long. RefSeq names its product Forkhead protein (gene sep1). Gene Ontology annotation, molecular function: RNA polymerase II cis-regulatory region sequence-specific DNA binding; DNA-binding transcription factor activity, RNA polymerase II-specific. The record is from RefSeq and is a predicted model, not a curated record. NCBI's taxonomy places the organism in Eukaryota, Fungi, Ascomycota, Sordariomycetes, Hypocreales, Clavicipitaceae. Gene Ontology annotation, biological process: regulation of transcription by RNA polymerase II.
AUGGCCAGAGCUACGCCGUUCUCCGGCCCCAAUGAGCCGCUGCACAUAUUUCAAGACGAUGUAUUCGAUCGAAGCGCUCCCAUGACGAGCCAUGCACCCAUGCCUUCGGUUACCAAGCCUGCUCGCCGCCCCCUGAGCAGUUCCAAUUCCAACAUUGUUCUCAACCCUCCAACAACCAACGGAAUGAGCCUGUCACCGCACAAGAUGAGAUCCUCGUCACCCCGAUCGCCAUUGAAGGCUUCGUCACAAGGCAACAAGCUGCACAUGGUGUCAAUGGCACCUCCCAUGGGCAGAGCGCCUACGACUGAUUCACUGCAGAAGAGGCCUCAUUUGUCUAAAUUCAAGACAGGUCCCCAGCGACCACACAUCGACAUGCUUAGCUUCGGAAAGGAGAACAUCCACCCGCAGAUUUUCCCUGCUCCCCCGACAAUCAACUUGUCUGUCGAAAACUAUUUCCAGAAGCCCCAUGGCAAGCGAGUAUUGAUGGAUGCUCCUCAGAUCAAAGACUCGAGGCCGGCCAAGAAGACCAAGACGGAGGAAGCUCUUCCUCCCCACGACUCAUUUCCUCCCAUCACCGACGACGGAACAAAGCCACAGCACAGUUACGCUCAGCUCAUUGGCAUGGCAAUUCUUCGAUCCCCCAUGCGUCGCCUGACUUUGGCACAGAUCUACAAGUGGAUCAGCGAUAAUUAUUCCUUCUACAACCCCAACGAUGCUGGAUGGCAGAACAGUAUCCGACACAACCUGAGUCUGCACAAAAACUUCAUCAAGAUAGAGCGACCAAAGGAUGAUCCUGGCAAGGGAAACUACUGGGGCAUCGAGCCUGGCACUGAAUUCCAGUUCCUCAAAGAGAAGCCCACCCGGAAGUCGGCACCUACAGCAGAAAAUCUCCCAGUCAUGUCUACACGCCUCGAACCGUCACGACCAGCGACAGCUCCCUUCCAAGAACCGACACUUCCUCCGCCAGCUCCCAUGCAACACUCGACACUGCCGCCCCUACCAACCUCGCAGGCUACGCAGCCCAUGCAGCAGGAGCUUUCGUCCGAUGCCACGAUCCCGAUUUCAGACAACAUUGGUCCGGAAGAUGUUGGAGAUAAGACAGCCGACAAUGAUCUGCCUCUUGAGUCGUCCCUCUAUUCUCCAUUGCCUGCCAACAUGCACUCUUCUCCGCCGGUGUCAAGGCACGUCGAAGCACGAAGCGGUACUCCGCCUCCCAUGUCUCGAAACCCAGCGUCCUCGAUAUCUCGAUCUCAUAAACGGAAGUUUGCUUCAAUGGACGACAGUGGUUACAUCUCGUCAUUGGAAUCCUCCGUAAUGCGGCCAAAUCAAAAGGCCCUGCUCCUUACUUCUGAGGCUGAUCGACCUCGCCUUACGCGUGGUCGUGCUGAGGAGGAAAUUGCUCGCAUUCGAAACUCAUCCCCUUUGAGCCCAACCAAGUCUCGCUCUCUGUCUCUCUAUGGUCCCGUUUCAUCCUCACCUUUGCGGCAGUCAAACGAACACCAUCAGACGCUACCGCCAUUGACACCCGUCGUGACAAUGAAACCUCCUGUCCGGCCACCUCCAUCAGCCUCACCAAACACAAACUUGCGCAUUCACCGUGAUAAGGUCCGGCAUAUGUUGCAAUCACCACUACGACGUGUGACUGGUAUUGGAGAGGAAAGCAUUCCGUGGAGUCCCGCGUUCAACCUUGAUGACUCUGUGUAUGCCUUUGAUGACAUGGGCCUGCCAUCAACGGAAUUCGACAUUUUCCAAGACUUUACAUCUAUGGAUGACCAUCUCUUCCCCGGGAUCGGCUCAGUCGAUGCUGGUUCGCCCGUCAAGCGUUCAGCCAAGCGAGCUCGAUUAGACAGAUCUGUCUCCACGUCGGCAUUAGGUGAAAUAUCAAACUCGGCUGUGAGAAAAUCGAUCACAUCUGCCCCGUUGCUCAAGGUCUCUGAGCAUUCCCCAUCACGUUUCCUUGAGACACCCAGCAAAGCUUUUGAGGGCAUGGGCUCCCCAUCCAAACUUUUCCAGCAGUCGCCGUCACGGCUGGCUUCUCCAAGCAAGUUCUCUGCAAUGUUAGAGCUUUCAGUUGACCAUGAUUGGCCGACGCUGGGCAUUGACCCGAGUGAUUUCGGCUCUCACAGCAACAACGGAAAUACAGACUUCACUGGCCUAGAUAUCUUGCAAGGGUUUGAGAAGAUUGGAUCUGGAUCACAGUCUUCAAGACCACAGCAACAGCAAAAGGGCAGUAAGCCAUCCCUUAGUCGAAGCUACUCUACCGCCUUCUAA